This is a messenger RNA of Closterium sp. Yama58-4, 1692 nucleotides long. Lineage: Eukaryota; Viridiplantae; Streptophyta; Zygnematophyceae; Desmidiales; Closteriaceae. The record is from the annotation of a GenBank genome assembly.
AUGGCCGCCGCAGUACCACAGCCACACAAAGUUUUCGAGACGCCUCCAAUCGCGCCGCGGCUGAAAGAGCACCAGAUGGACGUCGAUGAUCCUACUGUUUCAUUCCUUUCCCGUGACGACCCUGCUGAGGUCAUCUCGACCCCGUCGGACGUCGUCUCCUCACCUCCUGACGUCAUCCUAUCGCUCCCCGACGACGAAAAACUUGUCGCUUGUUCGUCGCAGGCUCUGCCUGGCGACGACCUCCCAUCGCACGAGGACGCCUCUCAAGGCGACAUCGCCAUGUCGCCGAGCGACGAUCAUCUAGCACCCGCGCUGUCGCCGUUCCAACCGGAGGCCUUCCCCGCUCUCCUUCCGCGCAACUCCGCGCCGGUACCCCCUCGUGCUCCGCGGUCCCCCCUUCCACCUUGCUCCCACCAUUCGCCGGGCGCGGAGCACGCGGAGCCCGCCGUUCCUCCGCGCGCUGGACCUGCCUCCCCCUCCCCGCAAGCUUUCUCCUCCCCUCAAGCUUUCCUCUCCCCUUAUGUUCCGCGCGGCUAUCUCCCCCUCUCCCCGAAUGUCCCCGUGCCGUACUUACCGGCGUCCCCUGGAAUAUCAUCAGAUAGUUUUGACCAAUGGCGGUUCACGGGCAGCCCGGAAAAAACGACAGCGGGAGCAGCAACGGGCAGCCCGAAGAAGCCAGCCACUAGCAACCUACCCGAUCCCGCAACGGGCGGUCCAAAAAGAUCUCUUCUUGGUGGCUUUAAGAACCUGCGCGGAAACAGCCCCUCUUGUGUAACUGGCGGUUGUGAAGGGGAGGAGUGUGAAGGGGAGGAGUGUGAGGGACGCGCAGAAGCAGAAGGGAUGCGAGAAAGGGACAGCAACGGCUGGGUGGAAGGGGAGAGUGAGGGGAGAGGUUCUGGUGAUGAGGGGAGUGCAGAGGAGGAGGGGCAGUGGCAGCUGGGAGGGAAUGGAGGGAUGAAAGGAGAGAAGACGAGGAGGGUAGGUGGGGGUGUAGCCAGGCGUGGCAGAAAGAGGAGAAGCAGUGGGAGUAGGGAGAGCCAAGGGCGCAGAGCAGAGGGGGGCGGCACGGCAGUUGCAGAAAUAAAGGGUGAAGAGAUCGAUGUGGCUUCACAAGGGCAGGAGGGUGCAGAGGAAGCAGUGCAAGCAGGCCGAGUGGCGGGGUCUGAUGGUGCAGCAGUGCCAAGUGGUGCUUGGGUUCCGCCGGUGUCUCCCUUUGGCCUGAUCCAGUGUUCUUGCACUCCUGCGAAUCAGGUUCUACAGCUCCACAUUCUGGUGCAAAUCUCUGGCAGCCAAGCCUCAUUCCCUACGCCUCCUCUCCUCCGCAAUUCCCCCACCACCUCUUCCUACUCUAAGGAUGCGCUCCAUAAAGUCAUCUGGGACCUAUUCCGCCUCAUCCCCUCCCCAGAGGCAGCCAUAGCAGCACCGACGGCUGAGAUUGCGCGCACCAUCCAGUCCCUGGGGCUGCACAACAAGCGCGCCGCCAUGAUCCAACGGUUCUCAGAGGAGUUCCUGCGGGGCGAUUGGACGGACGUGAGGCAGCUGCACGGCAUUGGGAAGUACGCAGCAGACGCGCAUGCGAUAUUCUGUGAGGGCAGGUGGAGGGAGGUGAGGCCGGACGAUCACAUGCUCAACAAGUACUGGGACUGGCUCAAUCGCACCGAUGGGCUUGGCCUCGCUUUCACUGACACGUGA